CAAAAAUAAAGGCCAAAACUAUCUUCUUUCCAUUUCUCAAAACUCCAAUCUUGCUGCUGUAGUAAAUAAAUAAAUAAACAAACAAUUAUUUGCCAAUUGUUUCGCUGCGAUUCAAUUAUUAUCUUUUUAUAUAUACAUAUAGUAUAGUAAUGGGCAGCCAAUGGUAUUCCGGUUAUUCUAUCCAAUCAUUGAACCCCACGUGUCCAUCAUCUUCUUCCUCCUCUGUUAUCUUCACUCUUCUUAAACCCCAGAUUCACAGGAGAAGAAUCAUUACUUGUUGUAAUAGUAGAAGAAGAAGAAGAAUGGCUAGUGUUGCUGCGAUGAAUGCUGUGUCUUCGUCAUCUGUAGAAGUUGGAAUACAGAAUCAACAGGAGUUGAAAAAAGGAAUUGCAGAUUUAUAUGAUGAGUCUUCUGGGAUUUGGGAAGAUAUUUGGGGUGACCAUAUGCAUCAUGGAUAUUAUGAACCUAAGUCAUCUGUGGAACUUUCAGAUCAUCGUGCUGCUCAGAUCCGUAUGAUUGAACAGGCGCUAAGUUUUGCUGCUAUUUCUGACGAGUACCUUAAUUUACAAGCAUAUUGUAUAUGUGUAGAAGAUCCAGCGAAGAAACCUACGUCCAUAGUUGAUGUUGGAUGUGGCAUCGGUGGCAGUUCUAGGUACCUUGCAAAGAAAUAUGGCGCUACAGCUAAAGGUAUCACUUUGAGUCCUGUACAAGCAGAGAGGGCUCAAGCUCUUGCUGAUGCUCAGGGAUUAGGUGAUAAGGUUUCAUUUCAAGUAGCAGACGCCUUGAAUCAGCCUUUUCCAGAUGGGCAAUUCGACUUGGUUUGGUCCAUGGAGAGUGGAGAACACAUGCCGAACAAAGAAAAGUUUGUUGGCGAAUUAGCUCGAGUGGCAGCACCAGGAGGCACAAUCAUCCUUGUCACAUGGUGCCACAGGGACCUUUCCCCUUCGGAGGAAUCUCUGACUCCAGAGGAGAAAGAGCUGUUAAAUAAGAUAUGCAAAGCCUUCUAUCUUCCGGCUUGGUGUUCCACUGCUGAUUAUGUGAAUUUACUUCAAUCCAAUUCUCUUCAGGAUAUCAAAGCAGAAGACUGGUCUGAGAAUGUUGCUCCAUUUUGGCCAGCAGUCAUAAAGUCAGCACUGACAUGGAAGGGCUUCACAUCAGUACUACGCAGUGGAUGGAAGACAAUCAAAGCUGCACUGGCAAUGCCACUGAUGAUUGAAGGAUACAAGAAAGGUCUCAUCAAAUUUGCCAUCAUCACAUGUCGAAAACCUGAAUAAUUCUUGCUUAGCUACUGAUGAAUACAACAUCUAUGGAUCUUGGAAUGGAAGAAAAAUAAACUAAUCUAUUAAGUAAAGAAAAUGCAACAUUGAAUGAACUCUGAAUUGCAAAGCUCAAGAAAUUGCCACAUUUGCUACAAUAGCUUUAAAUUUUAAUAUUCCAUUUCAAAUAUUGUAUUGUGAAAUUGCCACAUUGUACUGUACCAAUCAUCAAAAGAGUAUCAAGGUCUCUAGUUAUUAUAAGAAUUGUUCAGCUUAUCUGCUAA
This is a messenger RNA of Solanum pennellii, 1540 nucleotides long. RefSeq names its product probable tocopherol O-methyltransferase, chloroplastic. Gene Ontology annotation, molecular function: S-adenosylmethionine-dependent methyltransferase activity. The coding region runs from base 150 to 1274 and encodes 374 amino acids. The record is from RefSeq and is a predicted model, not a curated record. Gene Ontology annotation, biological process: methylation. The transcript has 7 exons. NCBI's taxonomy places the organism in Eukaryota, Viridiplantae, Streptophyta, Magnoliopsida, Solanales, Solanaceae.